GAGAGGGAGAGAGUAGUACAGAGGUGGUGUGAGUGAGGAAGGGAUCGAAGGGAAGAAAGAGAGACAUGACAAAAAUAUCAAAAGGCAGAAAGCACGCCGUACCAUGCGAGCUCAAUUUGUGACCGAUGGGAUCGAGGAUGUCGGAUUAAUGGUGACGACCGCAGCCCGUUUUCGCAGAGGAAGCUUCUCUAUUGCAACUUGGGCGCAGAGGGUCCGCGGGGAAACAUGGCCGAAGGAGGGCCGGUUAAAGGUGGCGGAGAGGACCCCGCCAAGUCCACCGAGCAGGAGGACCGGACUCGACCUCCCCAGGUCCUGACGGGAUCAGGGUUCUGCAAGUGGUUCAACGUCCGGAUGGGCUUUGGAUUUAUCUCAAUGACCGGCAGUGAAGGGAGCCCCGUCGACCCCCCUCUGGAUGUUUUCGUCCACCAAAGCAAACUGGUGAUGGAGGGCUUCCGCAGCUUAAAGGAGGGUGAGCAGGUGGAGUUCACCUAUAAGAAGUCCUCCAAGGGCCUGGAGUCCCUUCGGGUGACCGGACCUGGUGGGGGACCCUGUGCAGGCAGCGAGAGACGACCCAAAGGGAAGGUCCCACUCCAGAAACGCAAACCAAAGGGAGACCGGUGA
This is a messenger RNA of Notolabrus celidotus (New Zealand spotty), 621 nucleotides long. It is a transcript of the gene lin28b, whose product is annotated as lin-28 homolog B (C. elegans). The record is from RefSeq and is a predicted model, not a curated record. The transcript is spliced from 3 exons. NCBI's taxonomy places the organism in Eukaryota, Metazoa, Chordata, Actinopteri, Labriformes, Labridae. The coding region runs from base 226 to 621 and encodes 131 amino acids. Gene Ontology annotation, molecular function: nucleic acid binding.